This is a messenger RNA of Strongylus vulgaris, 714 nucleotides long. The record is from the annotation of a GenBank genome assembly. NCBI's taxonomy places the organism in Eukaryota, Metazoa, Nematoda, Chromadorea, Rhabditida, Strongylidae.
AUGGAGAGUCAUCCAAAACAAGAAUAUUGGAGCAUUUGUGAUAGUUUUGUUACCUGUCUUCAGUACGCACAUCGUGCGCCCGUAGACUCAUCUUCUGAGGAUGAAAAUGAUGGCAGUCAUGACCUCGACCUCGGCGCUUUCGAACUUGUCGACUCGGGCAUGACUGCCGAGACACUGCUCUCAACUGAAGAACCAGUCAUCUUCCACCAAGAUCUUCCUGUACAUUCUGUGCAUCACGAUACUGUGCAGACAGAGGCAGCUCUAGCAAACCUCAUGUCAGCUCCAUCCAGUAUGCUUACGGGAGCAAUACCUCCAACGAUGGUGGAGGACAAUUACUGCUUCGUUGUUGACGGCGAACGAGUGCGUAUGGGGGACAUACUUGGUGAUGACCAAUGGUGGCGACAUACGUCACGACCAACAAAGUACUUUUACUCAGAGGAUUUGAGGCAGUUUCACCGCGUGAACUGCAUCGCAGUGAAAGGAAAGGUUAUCACAGCCAAGUUAGUAACUGGAGCAGUGCAGGUACAAGCAGCGGCUUCGGCAGCGGCUGCCUCCUCUGCUUCCACUCCUCGAUCGUCAGUGAGCGGAGCAUCAGCCCGAUCGCACAAUCGCGACAAUAAGGUGCCUCUGAGCCACGUCUACAAGGUGAUCCGCUUCUACUCCUUCUGGAAGACGUGCACAUCGUUCCAUCGCAUCGUCACGAUGAUUGACCGA